This is a messenger RNA of Fomitopsis serialis, 420 nucleotides long. RefSeq lists its product as uncharacterized. Bases 174 to 374 code for a protein of 66 amino acids. The record is from RefSeq and is a predicted model, not a curated record. NCBI's taxonomy places the organism in Eukaryota, Fungi, Basidiomycota, Agaricomycetes, Polyporales, Fomitopsidaceae. The transcript is spliced from 3 exons.
AGCGUACACCAUCCCCGGAUAAGACAGGCAGGAUUUCACACCCUCAGUACGUGCCGCAAGGCUUUGGAGCACGUCGACGGGGACGCGAACCACCAGCCAACUGGAUCUUCCGGACGACCUCUCACUGCAGGCGGAGCGGAGCGUGGGCAUCUGGAGAGGACAGUCGAGCCAAGAUGGGUACAACAAACGAAGAGGAGUCGUCAAUUUCUUGUAUGAUCGCAAAAGGUGCGGUGCCAACCACCACGCAGGCAUGCAGCCUUGGGAGCCGUGGGCACCCACUGGAGUCUCGCAGCCAUCGACGGAACUCUGAGCAGGUUACCAUUGUAACUGUUCUUAGCACCCCAUCAAAAUCGAGGAUUAGCGAUACACCGUAGUUGAUCGGUGCGUCAAUACCUCCUCCCUCGGGCUAUGGGUUCGCGC